CUGUUCAGAGAUUAACAUUGUGCACAUGCUGCUUCUGUCCCAAUGCAAACUUUGAAUGAACAACUUCCACUCAUCCCUCCAGCAAUACAACGCUUUAGUCCAGACCUGUUUGAUGGCGAAGUAAAAAAAAAAGGGCGGACCUUCAAGUUGUGUACUCUAGAGAUCUGAACUCACUAAAUAACAUUCACUUUGGAAAAUCUCAACAACCCAGCUGAGGCUGCCCAGAGCUCCCGUUCAACCUGAGGGAGAGGGAGGAUCAUUGCGCGCGCAAUGCGCAGGAGCGACGCACACUCGUACAGUGAAUUUCUGCCUUCCUCCUCUCAGAGAACACGGCCAGACUUUUCUGAGUGUCGGAGAUUUGAGCAUCGACGAAGAGACUGGUGUCAAAGAGUCCAUAUUUUAAAGAGGGUUAAUGCCAGAGAUCUCUAAAACGCGCCGGUUGGUACGCUUCAGUUCAGGUGCACAGGUUUCAUCCUGUUGAGCGUGCUGGGCUCGACUUCGCUUUUAUUACACAACGAGGACUUUGGAACCAAGCUGCAAGCAGGUGGCUUCAGAAACAACAACUUGGUUCAUCGAGAUGUCAUUAUCCACCCUGCACGUCACACAUAUGAGGGGAGAAGAGGUAUCGGUCACCAUUACACCCAACUGACCAGUCAUCUCCACACCAGUCACGGAUGCAGAGGGGCCGCAACAUGCCUGUGUCCCGCAGAAAAGUGAGUGUCCUCUGCGUGAUGGUGCUCAACGUCUUGAUCUGCAUUCUGAUGGGGGUAACAUGGAGGUAUAAAGAAAACAACCACUCGAAAGUUCGAACCCCAGUUACGAGGUUUUGGCGCCCAGAGGUACUGAACAAAGCUUUCUGGAACAAGGAGCAGCAGCUUCUGGACUUCAUAUAUAACCCAAAUAUGAAGUUUGUACUCUCCAGUGACUCUCUGAUUGAGCUACCUGAUUGGCUGAAUGACACUGGUCCACUCAACCCCUGUGAACCAGACUACAGAGUCUUCACACAAAUUUCGGACUACAACUCCCUGCCGCAGCGUUUCCAGGAUUUUCUUUUGCACCUUCGCUGCAGGACAUACCCCAUGCUGAUAAAUCAGCCACAUGUUUGUGAUGAAAAACCCUUCUUGCUGCUGGUGGUCAAGUCACUCAUCCCACAUUUUGACAGACGGCAAGCCAUUCGUCAGACAUGGGGACGGGCAGGUGUCGUUGCCAAUCGGACUGUGGCAAUGGUGUUCCUGCUAGGCAACACCUCGCCGGUGGACCACUUCCCAAACCUACUGGAGAUGCUGGGCCAUGAAGAGAAGAUUCACAAAGACCUCCUCCAAUGGGACUACAGGGAAACCUUCUUCAACCUCACCCUGAAGGAAGUCCUCUUCCUGGAGUGGUUCAACCAAAACUGUCCCCAUGCCCAGUAUAUCCUCAAGGGUGACGAUGAUGUUUUUGUCAACACUUUACUAAUUAUUGACCUCCUGGAAGGCCUGUCAGACAAUGGGGCCAAAGAUUUGUUCAUAGGUGAUGUUAUCAGUGACGCCAGUCCACACAGAGACAGUAAACUGAAGUACUAUAUCCCGGAGAGUGUAUUUGAAGGGGCUUACCCACCUUAUGCAGGAGGCGGAGGAUAUCUCUACUCUGGGGAGUUAGCGCUACGCCUUUACAACGUAUCUCGGCAGGUAGUCUUGUAUCCCAUUGACGAUGUCUACACAGGGAUGUGUCUAAGAAAGCUUGGCCUGGUUCCUGAGAAGCACAGCGGCUUCAGGACUUUUGGCAUUGAAGAGAAGUACAGGAACAAUCCCUGCAUCUACAGGAGCUUGAUGCUGGUUCACAGUCGGACACCAGAGGAGAUGCUGACGAUCUGGCCUUGGAUUAUCCAUCCCGAGCUGGACUGCCAGUGAAUACCUGCAUAUAUCUUUGUUCAAUGUUUGUUUGCUCUCAUGAGUUUGUCAUUUUCAGCACAUUGUAGUAGUCAGGGAUGCUCUGAUCAAGCUUUUUUGUGGCUAUUUUAUAUUGCUUAUCAUCUAUUAGCCAUACCAGCUGACUCUCUCUGACCUGAAUGGAAGUGAAUCUUCAUUGGUGACACCUGUGUUUAUCCUAUUUCAUGCCAAAAUGGCUGCUGUGAAAAAGGUCUGUUAUUACCUGGUAAUAACCUGAUGAUCGGCUGACUGGUAUGGGCGUCCCUAGUCCGAGCAAUACCUCUGUUAGUAUUUUAAAGCCAUCAAACCUUUGUUUAUUUAUUAUCCACAGGCUGGUUUAUCAGUUAGCAAAUGAAUGGUAGAGUUGGCAUGUAAACCUUUUAGCUUGUUAACGGGAUGAUGUUAACAUGUGGGACGGAUGGUAGUAUUUGAAAAGAUUCUAUUGUUUGUAUUUUAAUUUGAUACAACUUUUUACUUCACUUCAUAUCAGAGGUUAAUAUUAUACUUGCCACUCAUUGGUCUGACAGCUUUAAUUACUAGUUUUCACACCUUAUUUUCUAUUUCCUGUCUAGUGCAAAUUAUGUGUUGAUUUUGGAUGUUUGUCAUAAACUGAAGGAUGAAAUGUUCUUUAAUGGGUUGAGACCAAAUCUCUUAAAUACUUCUUAAGAUAAACUGUUUUAAAACCCUCAUGGGUUAGCAGACAAACCUGUGGAUGACUUCUGAUGUCAAACUAACUGAUCUGCUCGUAUAAUCUAUUGAUCCCACAGGCUGUUUAUGUAAUUUUAUAUUUGUACAGUGAUUGUGUUCAUUUUCUAUUUUUAACAUCCAAACUGUGAUGUUGUUGUUGUUACUGAGUAUCCAUACUAUGUAUUUGUAUUUGUAUAAUUUAUUGCAAGCA
Larimichthys crocea (large yellow croaker) is the source of this 2805-nucleotide messenger RNA. RefSeq names its product UDP-GlcNAc:betaGal beta-1,3-N-acetylglucosaminyltransferase 2a (gene b3gnt2a). Gene Ontology annotation, biological process: protein O-linked glycosylation; poly-N-acetyllactosamine biosynthetic process. Gene Ontology annotation, cellular component: Golgi membrane. Bases 675 to 1889 code for a protein of 404 amino acids. The record is from RefSeq and is a predicted model, not a curated record. Gene Ontology annotation, molecular function: UDP-glycosyltransferase activity; hexosyltransferase activity. The transcript has 3 exons. Lineage: Eukaryota; Metazoa; Chordata; Actinopteri; Sciaenidae.